AUGGGUUGCAAGGCCAUUAAGGGGAUAUGGACUCAAGUAAAGCGUCGGAUAAGUUACAUGGUCGGAAAGUCGCAGGAUAAUCAAGAAGUGAUUAACUUGAAUGCCUCUGAAUCUCUUGUUUCAUCAUCAGAACCUCGUCGCUCCAAGUAUGAUGUGUUUUUGAGUUUCAGGGGUCUUGACACUCGGAGGGGAAUUACUUCUCAAUUAUAUGAUCAGCUGCAUAACAAGAGAAGAAUUGCAACAUUCAUGGAUGAUCGAGAUCUUGAAGUAGGGGAUGCUAUAUCUCCCACUCUACUAAAAGCAAUUGAAGAAUCAAGGUUUGCAAUUGUUGUCCUUUCUCCAAACUAUGCCUCUUCUACUUGGUGUUUGGAGGAACUUGCGAAGAUCUGUGAGUGCAUGAAAGACCAGAACAGAAUUCUUCCACUUUUCUAUAAUGUCGAGCCUACUAAUGUACGGUUCCAGAAGAGUAGUUUCGAAGAAGCUUUCAACAAGCAUGAAAGCUCUGGGCGAUACACAUCAGAGAAGGUGCAGCGGUGGAAGGAUGCUUUGAGCAAAGUGGCCAGUUUCUCUGGGUGGGAUUCAAACAAUUACAUAACUGAUACAGAACUUGUGGAGAAAAUUGUGGAUUCUGUGUUCAAAAGAAUACAACCUUUUGACGUUGAGUUUACAAUGUCCACCGGAGAUUUUGAAGCGUAUGAAGCAACAAGAGAAUCCAUGGGUGAGAUUAUGAAGAAGCUUAAAGAUGACAACGUCACUACCAUUGGGGUCUACGGAAUGGGCGGAGUCGGCAAGACAACCCUGGUAAAACAUGUUGCUGCUCAAUCGUGCAAAAAUGGGAUUUUUCAUCAUGUGGUUAUGGCUGUUGUAUCCCAAAGCCCCAACGUUGAAAGAAUUCAACACACAUUACUAGAAGAGCUGGUGGGCUUCUCUGAACUGGAGAAUUUAACAGAAAGUGGAAGAGCCUCGAGAUUGUAUAAAGAGAUAAUGAGGAAAGACAAUAUUCUCAUAAUCUUGGACGACAUUUGGGAUUCUAUAGAUUUGUCCAGAAUAGGAAUUCCCAGCUAUGACCUGCUCAAAACACACAAUUCCAAAGUCCUAAUCACCACGAGAAAAUUGCAUGUUUGUAAUUCCAUGCACAGCCAAGCAAGCAUUCCUCUCAAUAUCUUAUCAGAACAAGAUUCUUGGAGCUUGUUUGUGAAGAAAACAAAAAGAUCUUUUGAAUCAACCACUUUUGAGGGUGUAGCGAGAAAGGUUGCUGGAGAAUGUAGGGGUCUACCCAUUGCUCUGAUAGCAGUUGCAAGGGCACUUGGAGAUAAAGAUCUGGCGGAAUGGCAAACAGCAGCUCAACAAUUAAAGAAGUCGCAAAUUGCCAACCUUGACCAUAAGGACGAUGCUUUCAGUUGUAUAAAAUUAAGCUAUGAUUACUUGAAAGAUGAGGACUACAAAUCAUGCUUCUUGUUGUGUUGCCUAUUUCCAGAAGACUAUGACAUCCCAAUAGAAGACUUGUUCAAGUAUGCAAUUGGGAAAGGAUUGUUUCGAGACACUGACACAAUAUAUGAAGCCAGAGCAAUAGCAGAUACAGUGGUCAAGCACCUGAUAGAUUCAAGCUUGCUUUUGGAUGGUAAAUAUCGUGGAUGUGUACGGAUGCACGGUGUCGUCCGGGAUACAGCCAUGAGAAUUGCAAAAUGUGAAGAUGGGCAUGGGUUUUUGGUGAGAGCUGGAUGUGGUCUUAAGGAUUGGUCAUGUCGAUCACAUGAAGACUACUAUGCUAUCUCACUGAUGGAGAAUAAACUUCACAGUCUGCCCGAUGAGUUGAUAUGUCCAAAUCUUCAGAUUCUGUUACUACAAGAGAAUCAGGAUUUGUAUAAGAUCCCAGAGACCUUUUUCCAAAGUCCGAAUGAAUUAAGGGUCUUAGAUCUUAGCCGCACCAACAUUUCAUUGCUGCCCCAGUCAUUCAAUCUCCUGACCAAGCUCCAAGCUCUGCAUCUAGAUUUUUGCCGUAAAGGAGUUGACAUUUCCAUAGUCGGAAAACUUAAGAAGCUUGAGAUACUUAGUAUGAGAGAUUAUCCUCUUACGGAGCUGUCUAGAGAAAUAAGAAAUUUGACCAAUCUAAGGAUGUUGGAUAUCGGUGGCCGUAGUUCUCACGGUGGAGGUAUUGUCACAAUUCCAUCUAAAGUGAUAUCAAAGCUGCAUAGAUUAGAAGAAUUGUACAUGAUGUACUGUGGAUUUGUGAACUGGGAAAGUCCAAUUGAGGGAGAAGGAGAUGAAAUCAAUAUUGGCUUUGGUGAGCUAGCUGGUUUAUCAAAGUUGAAAAAUUUGCAGGUUUCCUUACCUAAUGCAGAAUGCAUCCCUAAAAAUGUCGAGGUCGAACCAGGUUGGUUUUACUUUGAUAUACGUAUUGGUGGAUGCGCAAGCGCAAGCGAUCUAAAUUAUCAGUUUGAUCGUAAAUCAAGAUCCUUGCUUCUUCGUGAAAUAACCAUCAGUACCUUACCUGAUUGGUUUAUCAAAGCGGUGACAGAGAAAACAGAAAAGCUAAAGUAUGACCGCUGCAAAGGGAUGAGUGACAUUGUUAUGGAAUAUGACCACGGGAGGUUACAUAAACUCAAGCAUCUCACAGUACGUACGGAUUUCUAUGGAUACUUGAAAGUGUUGAUGAACACAACAAGACGAGUUGAAACAGGACCCGUGUUUGAGAAUUUGGUAGAGUUGCAUCUGAUACAUCUGAUUCGCCUGGAGGAGUUAUGUGUUGGUGAGCUACCACCUGGGUCUCUCUCAAAUCUCAAGGUAUUGCAUAUGCAUGGUUGUUUUAUCUUGAAGAGUGUAUCAAAAUUUGUACAUAGACUACCAAAUCUGGAGAAACUAUAUCUGAAUCGGAUGAAGGAAAUGGAAUAUGUGUUUGGAUGCGAAGGGUGUGAGCCAGAACAAUCAAAACUGAAAGAGAUGCAUUUGUUGUAUCUAAAAGCACUAAGAAGCAUAUGUAACGGUCCGGCUCCACGUGCAAUGUUUCGGAGUCUUAAAACCUUGACCGUGUACCAUUGCGAGCUGCUGCAAAGUCUGUUCGCAUCUGAUGUAGCUGAGUGUCUUGUUCAAUUGGAGGACCUUCUUGUAGAGGAUUGUCCUUUGUUGGAAAGAGUAAUGGAAGCAGUGAACAAAGAUAAGACGGUUCUACCAAACCUGAAGAACUUGGUUUUGAAGAAUCUUCCUAUGUUGUAUGGUCCAAGUGCUACUACUGUUGAUAUUGAGUGUCCUUCAUUGGAACGAUUGGUGGUGGUGGAUUGCCCCCAGCUUCCAUUUUCAACCUCUUCCGAUCUCUUCCUACUCUACUUUGGCAGCAGGAACCCUGUCCAACUCAAUGAUCCGCAACUGUACAAGUUUUUACGUAGCUGA
Messenger RNA from Fragaria vesca subsp. vesca, 3387 nucleotides. RefSeq names its product disease resistance protein At4g27190-like. The record is from RefSeq and is a predicted model, not a curated record. The transcript is spliced from 2 exons. Gene Ontology annotation, molecular function: protein binding; ADP binding. Bases 1 to 3387 code for a protein of 1128 amino acids. NCBI's taxonomy places the organism in Eukaryota, Viridiplantae, Streptophyta, Magnoliopsida, Rosales, Rosaceae.